This is a messenger RNA of Kockovaella imperatae, 2937 nucleotides long. Its product is annotated as armadillo-type protein. Gene Ontology annotation, biological process: protein import into nucleus. Gene Ontology annotation, cellular component: cytoplasm; nuclear membrane. Bases 71 to 2866 code for a protein of 931 amino acids. Gene Ontology annotation, molecular function: small GTPase binding. Lineage: Eukaryota; Fungi; Basidiomycota; Tremellomycetes; Tremellales; Cuniculitremaceae. The record is from RefSeq and is a predicted model, not a curated record. The transcript has 7 exons.
UACAUACCUUGCUUGUAGCAGUUGGACCAUUGGUGGUAUCUCACAGGAGCUCGGGCUCAUCCACUUGGAUAUGGCGUGUCAGGACCAAUCAAUUCAGGUUGUGCUGCAGGCUCUUCAAACGCUUUAUCAUGACCCACAAGGAGAUGCAAAGAAACGAGCGAACGAGUGGUUGGAGGAAUUUCAACAUAGCGUCGAAGCCUGGCAGACAUGUCAUUCUUUAUUGACAGAAUCGUCGACACCACUGGAGGGCCGACUUUUCUCCGCCCAGACUAUCAGAUCGAAGAUUCUCUAUGACCUCUCGCAACUUCCCGUCGAACAACAACUACCUCUUCGCGAUUCCUUACUCUCAUCCCUAGUCACUACCGCCUCUCAACCCGGCUCGAGAGCAGUCAUACGGCAACUGUGCCUCGCCUUAUCUGAUCUCGCUCUUCAGUCUUCACAAUGGGCAGAUCCGUGUGACGAUAUGAUCAAACGGUAUGGUCAAGACCCGAGCACGGUCCCGACAUUGUUGGCGUUUCUCCAGAGCUUUGCCGAGGAAUCGAUGAAUUCUAGAGUCGCCUUAUCAUCGCAAUAUCUCGAUGGUAUUGGACCUGCGUUUCAACAAGUCUUGAACAUUCUGACUUUAUAUAUAAACGCACCGGGAAUCACUUCGGACAUACAAGUCGCUGUGUUCGAGUCCUUCCGGAGUUGGAUCAUCACUGGAGAGAUGGAGCAACACCUCAUGAUCGAGAAUCCCCUCUUCAACGCAUUAUUCGAAGCUCUCCCUUCAGAUCCUCUCUUUGACGCCGCCGUGGACGCACUAUGCGACGUCAUCCACGAAACUCGAGAACUCGUCUCAAAUCCACAAUUCGUCUCACUCAUCAUUCCACGUCUUGUCGCCCUGCGGCCACAAUUAGAGGAGCACAAGGAAGAUCCGGAUCGGAUAAGAGGAUACUGCCGAAUAUUGUGCGAAGCGGGGGAAUGCUACAAUUCAGUCAUUGUCAAGCAUCCGACGGAGAUGUUACCAUUAGUCGAGGCCAUAGCCCAAUGUGCUGCUUACCCUGAUCUGGAUAUCGUCCCAAUCACCUUCAACUUUUGGUACGAGGUGGCCACUGCUCUUGGUCGACAGCCUAUCGAACCGCAAUUUAAACCUCUCCUCGACAUUUUUGAAUCCCUCCAGACCGUCAUUAUCAAUCAUCUGCAUUUCCCGCCCGAUAACGAUUCCCAGACUGCACAGGAACGCGACGACUUUAGAACCUUUAGACAUAGAAUGGGGGACACAUUGAAGGAUUGCUGUCAUGUGCUAGGAGCCCCGAGCUGUUUACGAAAAUCUUACGACUUGGUCGUGGCGGCUUUAGGAAAGCCAUCUCCUUCAUGGCAAGAAAUUGAAGCACCUUUAUUCUCCAUGAGAUCCAUGGGUGCUCAAGUGGAUCCGAACGACGACGAGAUAUUGCCGCAUAUCAUGGAGAUGUUACCGAGAUUGCCUGAUCACCCGAGAAUACGAUACGCUGCCAUAUUGGUCAUUUCACGGUACACAGCUUGGAUCGAUCGUCAUCCCGAAAAUAUCACUUUCCAGUUACAAUACAUCUCAGCAGGCUUUGAAAUGGCGAACGAAGAAGUUGCUGCCGCCGCGGCUCAAGCGAUGAAAUUCAUGUGUCAAGACUGUCAACAGCAUCUGGUCCCUUUCCUGCCGCAACUCUUCACCUUCACCACGACAGCCGGAGAUAGGUUAGACCAGGCCGAUAUGGUGGAAGUCUGCGAAGCCAUCGGCUACAUCAUAUCUUCGAUGCCGGUUGAGGACGGGGCUCGGGCUCUCCAGCAAUUUUGCGAACCGCUAAUACAGCGCGUUCAGAGUGUAGCAAGUGCAUCGACGGAAGCGCCGAAAGCGGAAUUGCAAAAGGUCGCUGACGCGUUGGAGCGUCUCGACGCUUUUCUCUCCGUUGUCGGUGAAUUUGACCCACUACCGUCAUCGUGUAUGGCGACACCACAGACCGUUUACGCUGUUCUCGAUCAAUUGAUCGCCAGAUACUCUCACCUUUACUACAUCUCGGAACGUGUAGGCUCGGUCCUCCGGCGCGGUCUAGCGUUCUUCCCCAUCACAGCUCUUCAACCUGUCCUCCCGCCUGUACUCGAGCGUAUGGCAUCCACUUUUGCCACGACUCAUUAUGCCAGCUAUCUGUGGAUUAUUGGAAAGAUUGCUGGCAAACUUGGCGCUUCGACAUCGGGCGCUGCGUUGGGAGCUGCAGAGACGAGAUUGGUCAUUGGAGCGUUCGAAUCAGUCACGACUGAGCUUGAAAGACUAUUGACGACGAAGCAGGCCAUCGAGAUUCCUGACGUCAUGGACGAUUAUGCUCACACAUUCAUGUCCUACCUCACACACCUGUCCGAUGCCACCGUCCCUUCGCCGUGCUUGUCUACCGCGACGCACAUGACCAUCAAUGCCUUGGCUUGCCCUGCUCCGGAGACUAUUAUCAUCGCUCUCGACACUCUCGCUACACUCUCGCAACGCCUGUCACAUCCACAAUUUCAACCCCUGAUUCAACCCAUCUUUGCACAAUGGGGCAAACACUUGAUGAUCAUUCUGUUAUCCGGCAUCACCCAAGGAUUUCCAGAAGACGUCCUGGAGCAAGUCAGGGACAUUUUGACUCGAGUCAGUCAAUGUUCACCACCUGAAGCAGUGGAGGCCUGGACGGUAGAAGGAUUGGAAAAGAUCCCCGGAAACCUCUUGCCUCAGAAUGAGAAGCAGGCAUUUGUCUCUAAAAUGCACGAACAUCUGCUGGCUCCAGAAGGGGAUGCUCUUCGGAACGCAGUGAAUGGUCUCGUUCGUGCUGCCAGACGCGCGAGAGAUAGAGGAAGACAAAGCCGGAAGAGCCUUGGAGCCAUGUGAUUCUGGGAAUUCACACGCAAGAUAUACAUCUUCUCAACCACCUUGUGACCAGGGCAAAAUGAUGUUGCAUG